CCCCAUCCAGAUCAAACGUCAGUCUGAUCAUCUUCUCCACGCUGCCCCAAAAAAAUCCUGAAACGCUGUCCCCUCGCCCGUCGCUCCAUCGCAGCCCGACCAUGGAGCUCUCUUCUUCCUUCGCCAAUCCGCCACCCGCCGCCGCCGCCAAGCCCUUCUCUUUCUCCUCCUCCGUCUCCCCCUUCCCCAUCCAAGUCCGCCUCAAGAAUCCCGGAGCAGCCGCCGCCGCCGCCCCGCCGUGGGGCCGCCGCCGCCUCCCCAUUUCGGCGGUGGCCGUCGACCCGGCAAAGGAGCUCCCCAGCAACAGCCCCCAGAGGCUCCUCAAGGAGCUCGCGGAGCGCAAGCGCGCGACCUCCCCCAGGAAGAAGGUGCCCCCGAGGCGGUUCAUCCUGAAGCCUCCCCUGGACGACAAGAAGCUGGCCGACAGGUUCCUGAACAGCCCCCAGCUGUCCCUCAAGUCGUUCCCCUUGCUGAGCUCCUGCUUGCCCUCUUCCAAGCUGAACAAUGCCGACCGGACUUGGAUCGACGAGUACCUGCUGGAGGCGAAGCAGGCGCUCGGGUACCCGCUCGAGCCGUCGGACGGGUACGGGGACGACAACCCGGCGAAGCAGUUCGACUCGCUGCUGUACUUGGCGUUCCAGCACCCGUCCUGCGAGCGGACGAAUGCCCGGCACGUGAGGUCGGGGCAUUCGAGGCUGUGUUUCUUGGGGCAGUAUGUGCUGGAAUUGGCUCUCGCGGAGUACUUUUUGCAGCGGUACCCGAGGGAGUCCCCGGCCCCGAUGAGGGAGAGGGUGUUUGGAUUGAUUGGGAAGAGGAACUUGCCGAAAUGGAUUAAAGCUGCUAGCUUGCAGAAUUUGGUAUUCCCAUAUGAUGAUAUGGAUAGGCUGAUCAGGAAGGACAGGGAAGCGCCUGUUAAGUCGGUUUUUUGGGCUCUUUUUGGGGCAAUAUACCUGUGCUUUGGAAUGCCAGAAGUAUAUCGCGUUCUUUUUGAAGUAUUCGGAAUGGACCCUGAUUCUGAGGACUGCCAACCAAAUCUAAGAAGGCAACUUGAGGACGUUGAUUAUGUAUCUGUUGAAUUUGAGACGAAAACACUCAGCUGGCAAGAUGUUGCUGUCUAUAAGCCUCCAGAAGAUGCACUCUUUGCACAUCCAAGGCUUUUUAGGGCUUGCGUGCCACCAGGAAUGCAUCGAUUCCGUGGAAACAUAUGGGACUAUGAUAGCAGACCAAAAGUUAUGAAAACUCUGGGAUAUCCCUUGAACAUGACAGAUAGGAUCCCUGACAUUACCGAAGCCAGAAAUAUUGAACUUGGACUUGGGCUACAGCUAUGUUUCUUACACCCAUCAAAAUACAAGUUUGAUCAUCCUCGAUUCUGUUAUGAGAGGUUGGAGUACGUCGGCCAAAAGAUCCAGGAUCUGGUAAUGGCGGAGAGGUUACUGAUGAAGCAUUUGGAUGCACCGGGCAAAUGGCUGCAAGAGAGGCACCGGCGUAUUCUCAUGAACAAGUUCUGCGGGAGGUACUUGAGGGACAAGCAUCUUCACCACUACAUCGUUUACUCCGAGGAAGUUCAGGAUGCGUACGAGCACAACCGGCGACUUCGGAACCCAGCCACAACGGCCAUCCAACAAGCGAUUCACGGGCUCUCAUACACAGUAUAUGGGAAGUCGGACGUAAGGCGACUCAUGUUUGAUGUUUUCGACUUUGAGCAAAUUCAGCCUAAGGCUAUUGUUUAAAAGAUAGAUCGGAUAGAGUCGCAAGCUUCCAAAUUAGUGAAUAUAGCAAUUUUCCGCCUU
This is a messenger RNA of Eucalyptus grandis, 1790 nucleotides long. RefSeq names its product ribonuclease III domain-containing protein RNC1, chloroplastic. Gene Ontology annotation, molecular function: ribonuclease III activity; double-stranded RNA binding. Lineage: Eukaryota; Viridiplantae; Streptophyta; Magnoliopsida; Myrtales; Myrtaceae. Gene Ontology annotation, cellular component: nucleus. The transcript is spliced from 5 exons. Gene Ontology annotation, biological process: rRNA processing; regulation of gene expression. The record is from RefSeq and is a predicted model, not a curated record. Bases 102 to 1730 code for a protein of 542 amino acids.